This is a messenger RNA of Triticum aestivum (bread wheat), 540 nucleotides long. RefSeq lists its product as uncharacterized. The record is from RefSeq and is a predicted model, not a curated record. The transcript is spliced from 3 exons. The coding region runs from base 127 to 540 and encodes 137 amino acids. NCBI's taxonomy places the organism in Eukaryota, Viridiplantae, Streptophyta, Magnoliopsida, Poales, Poaceae.
AAGCCUGGUUGGACUCAUGAGGAGUGGUCGGAGUUGGUGUCUGAAGACCCGGAGACUGCACAAGGUUAUCAAACCUUCAACACGGCUGUGAGAGACACCAGAGGGGCUCACGUUGACUAUGCACCGAUGCAUGAUGAAAUGGGCAGAGAGUUGCUUCUGUGCGUCAACGAUGCCAAUGUUGCACUGAGUCAUCCACCUGGUGGUGCAUUAUCUGAGAGGACUCUUAGGAGCACGAUGGAGAAGUUCAAGAAGCGGUUUCAUAAGAUGGCAGCAAUGCUUUCUUGCCAUGGUGCUCAGUCCAGUGACGUGUAUGCACCUGGUAGCCGCGCCGCCACAGCUAAUAGACGGCGUUAUCUACAGAACGAUGAGGACAUGGAGGAGGAGUUCCAUGAAGAGGAGCCAUCACAUCAAGAGGAGCCAACACAUCAUGAGGAGCAUGAGUAUGAUGCAACACAUGAAGAGGAUCAUGAGUAUGAUGUUGAUGCUCCACAACCAUCACAGGUUACACAACCAACACAAGGCAAUGCUCCAACCAUCUAG